Molecule: messenger RNA, 368 nt
Organism: Dibothriocephalus latus
Lineage: Eukaryota; Metazoa; Platyhelminthes; Cestoda; Diphyllobothriidea; Diphyllobothriidae
Source: the annotation of a GenBank genome assembly
UUAAUUUGGAUGAUCCUUGGAGAAGAUUCCAAAUUGAACUGGAAUUUGUUCAAUGCCUUGGAAACCCUAAUUACCUGAACUGUACUAUUCUUUCACAACAGGGAUGUUUUGACAAGUCUGAAUUCAUUAACUACCUUGCCUACCUUCAGUACUGGAAAGAACCUGCGUACUCAAAGUACCUUCUGUAUGUCUAUUGUGGUGCUAUCGGUGAACUUUUAUAUUUAUAUAUUUUCAACAUCGCUCGUGCCCCGUCUGCCCGCUUUAUCGACGAUCAGGUUCUGCUCCAUUGGCAGAGCUAUCUGCGAAAGCGGUCAGAACUGAUCAGUAAGCAUAUUGAAAAACUGGGUGCUUCCACCAAUAUGGCCUAG